AAGCUCGAAUUUUUUUGUUCUAAAAAAAAGAUGAACAUUAUUUAUGUUGCUCAGUCUCGAAUUAUUUUUAUGUACUAACAUAUCGAGUGUUAAUGUUUACCGGUUAUUUUUUUGGUCUAUUUUAUUUAUGUUUCUCACAUGAAAAUCUACCAUUUUUUUUUUCUCUGAAAGAAUAAACUUUUCUUGUUAUUAUCGUUUUUUUUUCGUCUUUCAAUCGACAUAUACUCGCAGUCGACAAUCCAUUCAACCAAUUGAACUGUUUCUAAACAAUUUGUUGAGAAAAAGAAAAUUCGAAUUUCAUUUAUUCCUUUAUUCUUCUUCUCUCUCUCCUACUCUUUCUCUUUCUCUUUCAUUUUCCUUUCUUUCCUUUGUCCCUGUAUCUCUGUGUAUUUAGUUGUCUCGGUUUGGACAUAUUCAAACCGAUCGCCAUCUCGAUAAUCAUCAUUAUCCUUUUCGAAUACGUGUCUGUGUCGAGUAAAGUACCAGUGAGAACCCAAAAUGUCACCCUAAUUGCAAGGGAAAUCAUACCAAGAAUAAAUUCCCCAAGUGUAACCAAAAAUAACUUUUCAAUUGUAUUUCCUCUUACAUUCAACUAAUUAUGACAAUUGUGUGUUCUCCUAAAUUUAGUUAAGUGAAUCCCAAAUGUUCACAUGAGAUAAAAUUCAAGAAAAAAAAAAGUUCAUGUCUCAUGUAAAUUAAUUCAAUCUGAAAGCAAAGAAAAAGAAGCAAAAAAAAAACAAGGAAAACAAUGGAUUUACCAGCAAUCAACAUUGAUUGUGUUCAUCAUCAACAUUUGAUUAACUUAAACACAUAUUCCAGUAAUCAAUAAACAAUAAGGAAUCAAAUAUAAUAUAUUAUCAUUUCUUUUCUUUCCCCUACAUCUCUGGAUGAAUUAUCUCUUUAACCAGGAUGAGAGUGAUUACCUUCUCAUUGAUCAUUCAAUUAAUUGCCAUGAUAAACUUCAAUCUUCCAUCAUCAUCAUCAUCAUAUUGUUUAUCAUUAUUUUCCUUGCAAACAUUUACCACAAUACCAACAACAGUAUCAACAUCUUAUUACCUUUUACAAGGGAUCAUUGUAAUAAAGAUAAGUUAUGUUAACGGUGGAAAACAGGAAGAGUUACUUUCCACCUCCACUAAUCCUGAUCCAUCAUCACUCUUGGUGGUGGCUGGUGAAGAGGGUAAAGCCAUGUUACCCUGUUCAAUUGAUCAUCCAAACAAUGAUACAAUUGAUUUAAUCCUAUGGUUUCGAGGGGAAGAUGAAACUGCAUUAUAUUCAUUAGACGCUCGAAAAGGACCAAUCCAACGAGCUCAACAUUUUCCAAAUAAAGAUUCAUCUCUAUCAUCAUCAUCUUCAUCUCCAUCUUCAUCUUUAUCUCCAUCAAUCAAAUCCACAUCAUCAUCUCAUGCUUAUAUCGAUAUCUCCGGAAGGCCUCCGUCUUUAAUAAUUGAAUCGGUGAAACUAGACGAUGCUGGUGAAUAUCGUUGCCGUAUCGAUUUUCGUAAAAGCAGAACUCAAUAUCGAACUGUCCAAUUAGAGGUCAUAAUUGGACCAAGAGAUGUUGUCAUCAUGGAUGAAUUCGGACAGCGACUACGUGAUCUAGUUGGACCUUUUAAUGAAGGUGCUCAUAUGACCUUAAUCUGUGAAGCUGAAGGAGGUUCGCCUCAUCCUCAACUUCGUUGGUAUAAAGACGGUCAUCUAAUAGAUGAGACUUGGAAUAUAACCAUCCAAGGAAUAAUUCGUAAUGAACUUGCAAUAAAUCAUAUUCAGCGAAGUGACUUGAUGACAACGUUAACAUGCAUUGCAAAUAAUUCAAAUUUAACUAAACCAGUAUCAACCAGCAUCACAUUGGACUUAAAUCUUCGACCAACAAAAGUUCAUAUUAUGAGCCCGAAACAUGCUCUCUCUACCGAUAAAAGAGUUGAAUUAACGUGUAAAUCGGAAGGUUCCAGGCCUCCGGCGAUUGUUACUUGGUGGAAAGGACCAAAGCGAUUGCAACAUGUUUCCGAAGAUGUAACAAGUUCUGAGAAUGUAACAGUUUCCAUAGUUCAUUUUACUCCAAUAGCUGAAGAUAAUGGUAAAGUACUUUCAUGUCGAGCCGAUCAUUCAAUUCUCCCUGAUAGUGCCAUUGAAGAUUCAUGGAUACUUGAUGUAUACUUUGCUCCUAAAUUAUCAUUAUCUCUUGGAUCUAAUCUUUAUCAUGAUCAAGUCAGGGAGUCGAGCGAUGUCACAUUUGAAUGUCAUGUAAUCUCAAAUCCGCCCAUUUCAUAUGUUUCAUGGCAAUUCAAUGGACGUUCAUUUUCAAAUGCUAAUCAAAUUAAUAAUAAUAAUUCACCCAAUGAAAUCUCAAGUGAUUUGAUUAUUUUUCGUAAUCACUCAUUGACCAUACGAAAUAUAACUCAUCAUCGAUCGGGUAAAUAUCGCUGUUCAGCUGAAAAUGUUGAAGGUGAUGGUUAUAGUCAUGAGAUUAAUCUCAGAAUUUUAUGUAAGUAUAUUUAUCUACUGCUCUCUUUAUUUUCUAAUAUCAUUUAUUCACGGAGAAAAUUGAAAAAGAAAAAUUCAUCAGAACUGAAUUUCUUUUCUCUCCCUUGA
Panonychus citri (citrus red mite) is the source of this 2589-nucleotide messenger RNA. RefSeq names its product synaptogenesis protein syg-2-like. The coding region runs from base 910 to 2589 and encodes 559 amino acids. The record is from RefSeq and is a predicted model, not a curated record. The transcript has 6 exons. Lineage: Eukaryota; Metazoa; Arthropoda; Arachnida; Trombidiformes; Tetranychidae.